UUCAAAGUUUAUAUAUCUAUGUGAAAUAAAAAUAAUUCAUGUUUCGGUAAAAAAUAAGAGUUAAGAUUGGAAAGAGGAAAUUAAUUCAAUAAAAUCGUUACCCUGAAAUGUGCUGUUCUAUAUAAAAAAUUUAUUGCCGGCCUUUUAAGAUAUUCUUUUAUGCCUUUGGUCUUUAAGAAAAUGUGCUGAUGAGUGAUCUUUAAAUUCGAUAUGGGUUCUUUAAACGGUGACAUGUUUAUUGAUAUAUUAGAAGAAAGGCGGAAAACUAGUGAUAUCAGAUGGGCCACUAAAACGUGGGACGUUUCACCAUGCAAAUUUUCUCUAAAAAGGACACCGCAAGAAAUAAAGGAUUCUGUUCUGAACAGUGAAAAAAUAGAUGCAGUCAUAAAAGAGAUAAGCAAAGAAAAUAAUUGGUCUGAAGAAGAAACAAAGUUGAAAGCUAAAGAAAUUUUGGAUGAGAUGUCUCAUAACUUCCAGUUUAAAGUAAUACGUUUCUUUGGUUAUGUGCUAUCAAAAUUCAUGAAGAGUGUCUAUGGUAAAAUAUUAGUGAACAAGAAAGGUGUAGAAAAAAUUGGGAGUGUCUCGUCUCAGUAUCCAGUUUUAUUUCUACCUACUCAUCGUAGUUAUUCUGAUUUCUUGCUUGUGUCAUAUGUUUGCUUUUAUUUCAACUUACCAGUUCCUGUGAUUGCUGCUGGUUUAGAUUUUUUGGGACUAAAAUAUCUGAACUUUUUACUUCGAGGAGCUGGAGCAUUUUUCAUUAGACGCUCAUUUGUUGGAGAUAAGUUGUACAAAGAAAUAUUCACCGAGUAUGUUCAGACACACAUUGAAGGUUGCGAAUAUCCAAUGGAGUUUUUUAUUGAAGGCACUCGAAGUAGAACAGCGAAAUCUCUUGUACCAAAACUAGGCAUGCUGCAGUCAAUUAUUGAACUUUUCUUUGCUUCAAAAGUACCAGACAUCAUUGUUGUACCUAUAAGUAUCAGUUAUGACAGGACUUUAGAAGAAACCCUCUAUGCUUAUGAAUUACUGGGUGUCCCAAAACCUAAAGAAUCGACACGAGGGUUGAUUAAAGCACGUAAAGUAAUGUCUGAUUUUUUUGGGAAUGUCUAUGUACGUUUUGGUGAACAAAUCUCUCUCAAGGAUUACUUUAGGAACUAUGACAGAAGUGUUCACAAUCUUCAUCCAAGAAAUUUUCAUCUUUGUACAAAAGAAGAGCAAGUACUGUGCCGGGAUUUAGCAAAUCAUGUCAUUAGAAUGCAUCAGUGCAAUCUUCUCUUAUCUCCGUUUCCUCUGGUAUGUCUUGUGAUAAGUCAACCUGAAGUCACAAAAACAAAAGGUCUUCAUUUUAACUCUUUAGUUGAUUCGAUUUAUUGGCUAGAAGAAUUAGUGAGGAGAACAGGAGCAACAAUAUAUAGUGAUCAAAAUGAUGUGUCUGAAAGCUUAACAGAGCAGCUAAAACUUCACUCAAACAUCAUUCAAAUAUCUGAUGAUGGGUAUGUUUCUCUGAAACAGGAUUAUAUCCAAUAUCCAGUAUCAGUCCCCAAUGUUCCUUGCCUUCAAAGCACUACUGUUAAGUAUGCAAUUCCAGCUUUGUUUGCCUACCAUUAUGGAAAUCAAGUUUUACAACUCCUUGUUCAUGUCAGCAUGGUGUGUUUAGCCAUGGGAUUUGAUGAAGAAAAUUUGUUUUUUACAGAUGACAUCUUUUUUCGUUAUAAAACACUUCGAAUUCUACUUCAAAGAGAAUUUGUUUUUGAAAGAUUAACUUCUGAACAAGAUUUCAUGCAUGCUCUUCAAUCUUUGAAAGAAGAGAACAUUAUUUGUGUGGAAGGAAAUAAAAUAUAUCUAGUGAAUUCAUGUUUGGAAAAAUCUGAAUUCUUGAGUUCUAUAUUGCUGCCUUUCUUGGAGAGUUAUUGUGUUGUAUGCCAUUAUUUAAUCCAGAAAGAUUACUCUCUUGGUGAUUGCAAGAAAGUUUCAUUGGAGUGUCAGUUAGAGAUAGAAAAUACAAUUUUAAGCGGGAUUUUGUCAGACUACAGAUGCUUGUCUCUAGAUAUUGUAAAUAACUGCAUCACAUUUCUAGUCAAUGAAGGUGCUCUGACAAAAGUUUCCAAUAAUGGACAAUACUGUUUGCUUCCUAACAAGUCAAAACUGUCAAAUGUAGUACUUGAUUUAGAACUAUUUUUACCCACCUUAGCAAAGCUGAACAAUCCAAGUUUGAAGUUUUCUAUGCCAACAGCAAAACUUUGAAGACAUUUGUGAUUUUCAAAAAAAAUUGUUUUAGUGUGUAUGUGUUUCUUUUUUUCUUUCUUUCUUUUUUUUUUUUAAUUUAAUGAAUGCAGUUUUUUAGAACUUUUAUGGUUGUAAUUGCAGACUGGUU
Molecule: messenger RNA, 2371 nt
Organism: Uloborus diversus
Lineage: Eukaryota; Metazoa; Arthropoda; Arachnida; Araneae; Uloboridae
Gene: Dhap-at
Product: dihydroxyacetone phosphate acyltransferase-like
Exons: 15
Coding region: 211-2241 (676 amino acids)
Biological process (GO): ether lipid biosynthetic process
Cellular component (GO): mitochondrial membrane; peroxisomal membrane
Molecular function (GO): glycerone-phosphate O-acyltransferase activity
Source: RefSeq, a predicted model, not a curated record